CGUCGAUCUUCAAGCAAAUCCAACUUUUCGGCCGUCUGCCCUGCACUACUGUCUAAACGUCCAUUCCCGGGCACAUUACUACUCACAAUGGGGACCAAAAGAUCUGGCGAUGCCCUCGAUUCCACCCUUCCUAGACCUCGCACAAGCCGCGCAAAACGAACCAAACUCUCCCCCACCCACGAAGACCGAAGCGACAGCAGCACCGGCCCGUCCAUAGGCUCCAUCUCCGAAGACUCUGCCUUGCGCAGCACUCCACCCGCCACUCAGACCACUCGACAUAGUAGUGCCAGCUCGUUAGGGUCUCUUGACGAAGACACCGAGUCCUCAAGCUCCAUUUCCUCCUCCGAUUCCGAGUCAAAGAGCGAUGAGGAUACGGAAGAAAGAAUCGUCACCAUCGGUGGACCGAAGAAACCGAACAUGGCAAGGGAGGCAGUUACAUCAGGAGCAGGAGACCUGCGAUCGCGACUCCAAAACCUGCUCCCCCAGUUGGCGACAGCCAAUGACCUUCUGGCAAGUCAGGACGGUGUGAAUAUGGAAGAGGUGGAUGAUGAGGAAGACCACAUUGAGAUGAACCUUGGCCUGGGCGUGUUGGAGGAGGCUAGGGAUGAUGAUGAGAGCAGUCUGAGCGAGAGAGAUGAGGAUCACGAAGCGGCGGAGGUUGAGAGUACAUCCACUGCCGCCAAUCCGACCAAGCAUGUCGCCAAAGAUCACGAUGACCACAUUAUGGACGACCUACUGAAUCGACAUUCCGACAGGCGGAAAGCUGGAAUCGAAGACAUCGAUUAGGCUCGGCCGAGAGCGUACAGCCACAUCGAGCGUACGAUUGCGAAGUCGACAUGGCAUCAUGAAUCGAGCACAGCAUUCGUGCGCACCUGGGCAGGACGUCUACGGAACAAGCAUCAUAUACUCUGUAGCACAUUGAUGAAGAA
Molecule: messenger RNA, 929 nt
Organism: Neohortaea acidophila
Lineage: Eukaryota; Fungi; Ascomycota; Dothideomycetes; Mycosphaerellales; Teratosphaeriaceae
Exons: 1
Coding region: 88-786 (232 amino acids)
Biological process (GO): box C/D snoRNP assembly
Source: RefSeq, a predicted model, not a curated record